AUGGAGCUCAGGGAGCUGACGAUCUGCUCUCACAGUUAUAACCUCUCUGGUUUGGUAUCACCCAUGGCAUCUGAUCAAAGUUCAUCAGUUGGAAGCAGUUUUGGGUUGGAACAGGUGAGCAGCGCAUCAAGUACAGAGUAUGAGAGUUUGCUGGAUUUGGAUUUUAUACUCGAAAACAGUUCAAAUCAGAAAACAACAUCUUCGAAUGACUCUUUCACCUAUCUUCACAGGACUACAUCAACUGCCAGUAGUUCGUCCGUAGUAGAUGGGUUUCGGACAAAUGUCCAUGUUCCUCCAAUGACCACAUCGCUUCCGGCCUUCCCGCGAAUACUGCAGACUUGCUCUGGUGAAACGACAACCAGCUGCUCUCUUUCACGCUGUGGUGGGAAAUAUUAUUAUGAACUGGGUAAUGUAAGUUCUAGUGUGACUACCAAGAACGAUUCCAUGUUUCCGGAACAAAAUUCAGUAUUACGACAUCCUUCUCCGUAUAUGUGGACAAGUAACGGAACGAGCACGGGCAGUUCGGUUUUGGCAACGCAGUAUCCACCGCUACACUCUUACUCACAACGUCAAACCCAACAAACGCCAGAACCUGUUUCGGAAACUUAUAUGACACAGUUGCGUUCGACUGAGCUAGCCGCCCCACAAAUAUCAUACGUUAAUCCUGUCGAUCCAACGACUGAUGCAUCAACCGUGUUGUCACCCUAUACCGUUGGCGUCCAGCACACACAAGUGCAGUCCAUAUCCACACGCUAUGCUCCCACGUCACGUGUUGCGCUUACUUCGGCGAAUCAACAACUGCAGCAGCAACAGAACCACUUCAAUGCCAUUUACGUCCCCUCUGCUUACCUUCCUGCAGCUGAAGAAUCUCCCUUCACGUUGACCAUGGCAGACACAGUAAAUUCCCCGCACAUGAAUUCAGUUACCAAACAGCAGCAAACACCCGUAAGCCAUCAGCCCACAUCAUCUUUGGUCAACCACAAACACAGUCCUACACUUAGUUGCCUUUACGGCCUGGAUAAUGCUGGUCAGGUUGGACAGAGUGCUUUCCGGGCUUUGAUUCCGCGUUCUCAAUCCCAAAAUCCCAGCACUCAUGGUCCAGCUAUCGCUCACGGUUCCAAUGACUUUACUUAUCAUCCCAUGUCCAUCAGCUCUACAACCGGUACAGAUGUCACUUCAGCAGAUAAAAUCAACGUUAUCAAGCCACCCAGAACCCAAUGUCGAUCAUCCAUGCCCAAACCUGGAUCGUCGGUUGCCGGUCCUUUUACAACAAGACGCUCGAAAUCAACGCGAACCAAAGGAACCGAUGGUUCUGGUCGCAGCAAGAAGUCCCUAGCUCUCUUGCACACAUGCCCAUUUAGUACAUGUGCUAAGGCUUAUUCCAAGAGCUCACAUCUCAAAGCUCACAUGAGAGUACACACUGGAGAAAAGCCAUUUCCCUGUGAUUGGCCCGGAUGUUCGUGGCGUUUUGCCCGAUCCGAUGAGCUCACGCGGCACUAUCGAAAGCAUACUGGUGAUCGUCCUUUCCAGUGUCGUCUCUGCCAGAGAGCAUUUGCUCGAAGUGACCAUCUUACCUUGCACAUGAAGAAGCAUCAGACGAACAGCUAG
Opisthorchis viverrini is the source of this 1608-nucleotide messenger RNA. RefSeq lists its product as hypothetical. NCBI's taxonomy places the organism in Eukaryota, Metazoa, Platyhelminthes, Trematoda, Opisthorchiida, Opisthorchiidae. Gene Ontology annotation, molecular function: DNA-binding transcription factor activity, RNA polymerase II-specific; RNA polymerase II cis-regulatory region sequence-specific DNA binding. Gene Ontology annotation, biological process: regulation of transcription by RNA polymerase II. The coding region runs from base 1 to 1608 and encodes 535 amino acids. The record is from RefSeq and is a predicted model, not a curated record. The transcript is spliced from 2 exons.